GAGAGAUGACAGAGGUGUCAGAUUUGGGAGAGAAGAUUAGAAAUCAUGUCUGCUCAAAGAACAAAGCAAAGCCUUGAUUCACAUCACUCGGUAGUUAACCAAAGUGAAACACCCAGUGUUGACGAGUUCUAUGUAACAGACAAUACUAAUGUACCAAAACCAGAAGGAGAUAAAGAACCAUUAAGUGUAUUGUCUAGUCCUCACAAUUCACAACCUGAAACCCAGCAUCUUACUACAGCAAACAGAAGAAAGCUGGGUUCCAGAAGAAGAAAUAAACAGCAACAGCAUGUAAAGGACUCGGCGACAGAGUUACACCACAAACAUAGACAGGAACUCAAAGAAAGCACCUCUGGCAAUGAAGACCUCGAAAUAACACAAUCUGAGGGGCAGGAAGAGUUAAAUAGUCAAGGGCUGAAUUCUUCUGUAAAACAUGACAGCUCUUUAUGCUCAUCCACCACGUCUGGUUAUUCUUGUGAGGUUCAGGACAUCAGUGGAAAUCAACAAGCAGACAAAGAUGAAAAACCAUCUUACUCUUAUGGGUUAGUGGAAACCAUGCUGGAAGUGACUGGUGCAUCUGCCAUUCUAAAGAGUGAGGAAGUCAAAGAAAAUAUUGCAAGCGGCUCUGACUUGAUUAGUUCUCUCAGUGUGAGAGAAAAUGAAAAGAGAAGAGUGGAAGAUACCGACCUGUCAAGGCAAGAUGGGAAUGUUGAGGGUAACUGUUUGAAGGGUGAGUCACAUGUAGAAUCUGCAGACACAGGGUGUUCCAUGACACCAGAGGUAACCACUGACAAAAACAGCCCCAGACUAUAUACUGAACUUGCAGAUGAUAAUCAAAAUGAGCACCUCUCCCUUCCUUUGGACUCCCAACUUCAGGAUAGCUCUGCCAGUACAAAGGAGCGAACUGACACUGAUUUAAUAUCAGUGAAUAGAAAAAAACUGGGGUCUACUCGUAGAAAUAAAAGGCGACAGCAUGUUAAGGACUCUGCUGCUGAAUCUGAAGAGCAACCAGUUGAAAAUGUUGGAGGUUUUGAUGCCUUUGAAACAGCAAUAUUUCCAUCACUUACAGAGACAGAGGUCAAAUCUGUGGAAACAACACUGGAAAGAAUGAACAGACCUGACACUGAUGAAAUUGAAGGGAAAGAAGUUGCACAUGUUGUUGGUGUCUCUGGGUUAAAUAGUUCAGAUUUCCUACCAACUCCCUCAGUCAGUGAACCAGUGAAAAACCAAUCAGAUGUCAGGGAGAUGCCACAUGAACUUUCCAGUGUGUACUCUGUAACAAACGCAGAAGGUAAAGAAAGAGACGAGGACACAGACUUGUUAAUGCAGUGGGGGAGUUUACAGGCCAGUGAGUUUGUGAAUGAGGCGCAUGUGAAAUCAGACUAUUUAGAGUGUCCUAAACUAGAGACAUCCACAGACAAAGACCACGGAGAACACACAGAACCCAAGUGCUGUGUUCAGUUAGCAAUAGAUUCAUCCCCAAAUGAGGUGUCUACAAAUGAGGAACAAAAUGAGCAUUUCAGCUUAUCUGAAGUCAGAGGGGCUAAGAACUUGAAUGAAGAGGCAGUUGAACCUGCAGAAAUGCAAGAAAUACAUCUGAUUGAUCAUUCCUUUGAGAGUGCGAAUUCUGAAAUCUGUUUCGUAAACCUGACAGACCAAGCUGAAGUCAGUGAGUCAUCCCAAUCUGACUCGAGUGUGAAGGGGGUGGCAGAUUCAGCUACUGAGCAGGAAGUUUCAAAACCUGAUCACAAACAGGAUGAGCACCCUGAGAAACAAAGCAAUGUGGAGGCUUUCAAACAGAAAGAUGAUCAAGUAUAUGAUCCAGAGAAUCCAGAGACCAGUGACAUAGAGAGAUUGGACACUGCAGUAGGUCAGGUAUUUGAAAAUGAACGCCAAUUAGAGGAGGAUAUAAAACCAAGCAAAGAACAAACAAGUCACCAGGAGAAAGAAGGACGCCCUACUGAUGUGACUGAGAGCAAAUCUCCUCUAGAAACCACGGAAUCAGAAACACAUGCACCUUUUGACUCACAACCUCAGGACACUUCUGUGAUAAUGGAUGACCAAAGCAACACUGACUUCAACCCCAUUAGCAACAGAAGAAAAAUGGGGUCUAGACGCAGAAAUAAAAGACAAAAGAGUGUGGAGAGCCCUGGUGUUCAAUCAGAGAUGUCAUUAAUGCCAGAGUCAGAAGUCCAGGUGGGAAUAUCAAUGCAAAUGAUGCUGGAGGGAAUGGACAAAGUGGGCCCAUCUCAGACUGAAGAAGUUUGUGAUGGCAAUAAUGAAAGUGCACAAAGUAGCAACUCCGGGUUAACUAGUGUUAAUGUACAUUCAAGUCCGUCAGUUGAGAUACAGGUAACUGAACAACCGAAUUCCCCUGCUAGUACUUACUGUGCUGAAACAGAUACAGAAAGUAAAGAAAAGGAUGAGGACACAGACUUGUUAACACGGUGGGGAAUUUUACAGCCACUCAACUCGGUGAAUGACACACAUAUAAAACCAAACAGUGUAGAGUCCUCUGGCAAACCAGAGAUAACCACAGAGAAAAGUGAAUACAGAGGACAUACAGAGCCUAAAUAUGGAGACGAGCAAGCAGCAGUUUCAUCACCAAAAGAGGAGAUGUCUACAAUGGAGGGUCAAAGUGAAUAUUUCAGCUCAUUUGAGGAAAGAGAAGCUCGACGCUCAGAGGAUGCUGCGGAGGAAGUGCAUGAAGAGGAAGUAAAGCCAAUACACAUGCAAACAAUGCAUCACAUCGAUAACUCCCCAGUUGAGGAAACAAAACCCUGUUUGCAAACUCUGGAAUCAGAAACCAA
Molecule: messenger RNA, 2807 nt
Organism: Paralichthys olivaceus (Japanese flounder)
Lineage: Eukaryota; Metazoa; Chordata; Actinopteri; Pleuronectiformes; Paralichthyidae
Source: RefSeq, a predicted model, not a curated record